UCUGUCAGUGGCUUAUUUGCUUUGUAAAAAUGUAUUCACAUUGAUAACCAACAGUCAGAGGCUGAGGGGACCUGAGUGGAAAAACAAUACUAUAAAUGGGAUUCAUUUUGGACCUGUUGAUAGUAAAGGGAAAGAGGAAAAAAAGGCAGCGAUUGGGAAUGAGACGGCAGAGCAGUAUGGUGAGGUGAUUUAGGGAAAAGAAGGCAGGAUAUGUGACAGGAUGAAGGUGAAUAAUACGGAGAAAACGGGAGCAAAAGUGGGCUGGGAGAGGAGGAGGGGUUGCGCUGAAGUGAGCGAGAGGGAGGAGAGGAAGGGAGGCAGGCUAAAUCCUCACACCAUUAUUAUCAGGACUCACAUGCAGCCCCUCCUGUGAUGGAGUGAGAGCAGAUAGAGAGAGAUAAAGAAAAGAUGGAGUUAAAAAGGAAAUGGAAAGCAGGAUUACUGGUGUGACAGCACCGGCAGAUGAGCGGCAGCGCAACGUUGAGGGAGAGAGAGAAACUCUGGUGGGAAAAAAAACAAAACAAAUCAGUGCAACAGGAUGAGGACCUGCUAGUGCACAACCGGCCCGACCCCGCAGACCUGCCAUCUGUCCCGCUGUUCUCUCCGUGUUCCCGACGCUCCCACCAUCAACCAACAUCUGGAUCACCUUGCAUCCAUAUGGGAAAGAGGGCGAGGGGGGGCCACAGAACCAAAAUCUUAUCCUCCCCUCAUCCUUUUUGAUCACGGGACCUGAGGAGGCGCAUCAUCACUGGAGGGGAUCCCUUGCUGCGGAGUACCAUCACCACAGGGGCUGAUAACUGGACCCAAGGAGGGGGAAAAACUUUUGCUCUAAAGAUGCAGAGGCUUGCACAGGACCCUUCCUUAUCUGUGUGUGAGAUUUUCUAACUUCCCAUGGAUCUGUUGUGUCUUUUACCCCCGAGCAGGGAGAGGGAAAAGGAGACAGAGGAGGCGGAGAGGGGGAGAAAGGAGGAAACGGUGGGGAAGCGUCACUGCUGCUGCUGAAGUGUUGCCGGCGUUUGUGCUCCUCUGCUGAAGAGGUAUUUUAUCAUUCUUCCUCUCCUCCCCUCCUCUUUCGCUCCUCUCCUCAUCCGACCAGCGGGGAGCCUGAAGGAUACAGACAGAGAGCUAAACACAGUGCUGAGAGGGGAGAGAGGCAGGUGAAAACCAGGUGAAAAAGGAAAGAAACAGUAAUAGAGGGGAAGACCUUUGGAGGGAAGAAGCCAGGGGAAUGAUGGAGCAGCAGGAGUUCAAGUUGGAUGACAGCAGAAAGUGCAGGCAGUAGGCUGGCAAGAUGGCCAUUCCCAGGGGACAACCUCCUCCCUCACCUUGGCCUCCACUCUUCCUCCUCCUCCUCUUCCUGCUCCUCCUCCUCUCCUCCCCGCUGCCCCUGCAAGCCCGGCCACUCCUUCUCAACCCGUCCAUCAACGUGGCGGUGGUGUUCAGCGGCUCCAGCUACCAGAAUGAGGUCAGAGGUCGUCUCAGUGGGGAAAACUUUGUGGACCUGCCCGUGGUGGUCAGCCCAGUGACCGUGCUGGUCAACGACACCAACCCCCGUGACCUGCUGACACGUCUCUGCGACACCAUGGCAACGGAGAGGCUGCAUGGCGUGGUGUUUGAGGAUGAUGUAGGCUCGGGUGCCGGUGUUCAGGUGGCAGAAGUGGCACAGAUCCUGGACUUCCUCUCCACUCAGACAGCGCUGCCAAUCGUGGGCAUCAGUGGUGGCUCUGCAGUCGUCAUCCCAUACAAGGCAGAGGGAUCCUCCUUCCUGCAGAUGGGAGCGUCUCUGGAGCAGCAGAUCCUCUGCAUGUUCAAGCUCAUGGAGGAGUAUGACUGGGGCGAGUUUGCAGUGAUCACCAGCUUGCUGCCGGGAUAUGACACCUUUGUGGACAUAGUUCAGUCCUACACAGAUACCUCCUAUUUCCUGUGGAAUCUACAGGAUAUUUUGACUCUGGAAAUGUCUGUUGGGGCCAAUGAUGCAAGGACCAAGCGCAUGCUGCAGCAGGUGGACUCUCAGGUCCUGCUGGUAUAUUGCUCCUACGAGGAGGCGCAGUACUUGUUCCAUCAGGCAGCUGAGGUGGGCCUGCUGGGGCCAGGCUACAUCUGGAUCCUCCCCAGCCUGGCCGUGGGCAACCCCGACAGCCCUCCACCUGUCAGCUUCCCUGUUGGCGUGAUUGGUGUAAUUACAGACCAGUGGAGGAAAAGCUUGCGGCAGAGGGUGAGGGAGGGAGUCGCCAUCGUAGCCAAAGGGGCCGAAAGCUUCAAGAAACAGUACGGUUUUAUUCCUGAGGGUCAUGGCGACUGCAACAAGCCGGCUAAACAGUCAGACAACAAUACUCUUUUCAGGCACAUGCUGAACGUUACGUGGGAAAGGAGAGAUCUGUCGUUCAACAACCAAGGCUUCCUCUCCAACCCAUCCAUGGUCAUCAUUGCUUUGGACCGGGAGAGACUUUGGGACAAGGUGGGUACGUACGCUCGGGGGAUCCUCCAGGUCCGCUACCCUGUUUGGCCUCGGUAUGGCAGCUUCCUGGAGCACGUGUCUGAUGAUCGUCACCUGACUGUGGCAACGCUGGAGGAACAUCCCUUCGUCAUGGUGGAGCACGUGGACCCUGGCACCGGCACAUGUGUCCGCAACACGGUGCCCUGCAGGCGUCAGUCCAAUCAAACGGAGAGCAUCAUUGGCCAUGCAGAGUCCUACACCAAACUGUGCUGUAAGGGCUUCUGCAUAGAUAUCCUGAAGAAGCUGUCCCGCACCAUCAAGUUCUCCUAUGACCUCUACCUGGUCACCAACGGAAAACACGGCAAGCUGGUCCGUGGGAUUUGGAACGGCAUGAUUGGGGAGGUUGUUUAUAGACGAGCUGACAUGGCCAUUGGCUCCCUCACUAUCAACGAGGAGCGUUCAGAGAUCAUUGACUUCUCAGUGCCGUUUGUUGAGACAGGCAUCAGCGUCAUGGUAGCCCGCAGCAACGGGACAGUUUCCCCAUCUGCCUUCCUUGAGCCCUACAGCCCAGCAGUGUGGGUCAUGAUGUUUGUGAUGUGCCUGACAGUCGUGGCGGUGACAGUUUUUGUGUUCGAAUACUUCAGUCCAGUCGGCUACAAUCGCAGUUUGGUGAGCGCCAAAGCUCCUGGUGGUCCAACGUUCACCAUUGGGAAGUCAGUGUGGCUCUUGUGGGGCAUCGUCUUCAACAACUCUGUCCCCAUUGAAAACCCCAAAGGAACAACCAGUAAGAUCAUGGUUCUGGUCUGGGCCUUCUUCGCUGUCAUCUUCCUGGCUUCCUACACUGCCAACCUGGCUGCCUUCAUGAUCCAGGAGCAGUAUAUCGACACAGUGUCGGGCCUCUCCGACAAGAAGUUCCAGAAACCACACGAGCAUUACCCUCCUUUUCGCUUCGGGACGGUCCCGAACGGGAGCACAGAGAGGAACAUCCGCAGCAACUAUCCUGACAUGCACACACACAUGACGAAAUACAACCAGAAGGGGGUGGAGGAAGCCCUAGAAAGCCUCAAAACCGGGAAGCUGGAUGCCUUCAUCUACGACGCUGCUGUUUUGAACUACAUGGCUGGGAAAGAUGAGGGCUGCAAGCUGGUGACCAUUGGCAGCGGGAAAGUGUUCGCUACCACAGGAUACGGCAUCGCUCUGCAGAAGGACUCCCGCUGGAAAAGGCUUAUUGACCUGGCGCUGCUGCAGUUCCUCGGAGACGGAGACACCCAGCGCUUGGAGACCGUGUGGUUGUCGGGCAUCUGUCAGAACGAGAAGAACGAAGUGAUGAGCAGCAAGCUGGACAUCGACAACAUGGCAGGCGUCUUCUAUAUGCUGCUGGUGGCCAUGGGCCUCAGCCUGCUGGUUUUCGCCUGGGAACACCUACUCUACUGGAAGCUACGACACUCCCUGCACAAGUCUCACAAACUUGACUUCCUGUUGGCCAUUAGUAGGGGUAUUUACAGUUGUUUCAAUGGAAUGGAGGAUCCUGGGCGUUCAUCUGGUUUGGCCAAACCUGACCUCACCUCCAACUACGCCCAAGCAAACAUGCUGAAGAUGCUUCGCACUGCCAAGGACCUGGUCUCCACUGCCAAUGUUGAGAGCUCCCUUGACAACGCCACUAAAACCAUAGAGCAGUUGAGUCGUCAUGGCGGCAGCUUGCCUAUUCGUGUUCCACAAGUCGCCACAGAGGCCGCGCCUGGAGGAUUUGCUUAUGUUAUGGAGAAUCACUCCUCCCUCCCCCAGCGCUCGCUGACGCCACCUCUGACUGCUGUUACGUCUCUGAAACAGCAGAGGGGUGUGGCGAGGCCCACGCCGCUCCGCUACACGCUCCCGACUCGCUCGUCUUCAUGUUUGUAUGACCGUCCGCUCCCCGUGUCCAGCCUCAGCAGCCCCCACCUGGCUGUGGGUGAGCCACUCCCUCAUCAGCACCCACACCAUUACCAGACCACAGGGAGACUCUACGUAGACAACCAUCCUCACUCGCCCUUCAUCCCCUACGCUGAUCUCCAACUGCCUGACAUCUACACCUCUCACCCGGUGUCCUCGCCUCAGAACCCACACGUCCAAGCCGGCUUCUCCCGACGGAAAAGGAGGUCCAAGAGUUUCCAGUGUGAGGAAGGGGAUGUGGAGAGGAGGAAACACAGGGACCAGGAGAAGAGCAACAAAAGUCCCGUCUGUCUGAGUGAGCUGAAAGCCAACCACCUCCAAGAAAACCACAUCUCCACGCCCAGUGUUGACAGCAUCUACUCAGGGGAGGGCAUGGGUCCUCUGGUAGAGAACUACAGCUCCUGGCCGCCAGAGGACCUUGUGCUGAGAGGGAGACGCCGGCACCGCCGCCCCUCUUUCCUUAAAGCGACCUGGGGUAUCGAGCAGACACGCCAGCUCGACGAAUCCCAGUCAUCCCUGUCUAGCCAAUCACCUUCCACCUUGCCAGACCUGUUCCCAUGCAUUCUCACACCGACCACACCUGCCAAGGCCUACAACCCCGCCCACCUUCGAAACAACCUGUGCCUCCCACGGAACCAGGCCUACCUCCACAUAAGGGAGGACCAGAGGAGGCCCAAUGGGCGUAAGGGCCAGAGGCUGCGCUACUCCCACUCCACCCACCUCCCCACAUACGGAGAAGCAGUGCGACAUGGGACUGGGUUUGGGCGGGGGAUGGUGCGGAGAGCCACCAGCUUGCUCAGCAGACAGUACGCCCACUACCUAAACUCAUAUCCAGGACUACCCCUCUACCACGGCCCCCUGGACCUGCAGCACCACAGCCAGACCUCCAGCAGCCACCCGAGCCCCAGCCCAGUUUGCCAGCUGCUGGCCUGUGGUGGCGGGCGCUGUGGGGGCCAGCGGGCACUGCUGUACCAGGACAGUGUGUAUGGGGCUUACGGGGUCUAUCAGGGGUCCCAGACUGGAUCAGAGGCUCAGAUAUGUCAUGGAGCAGGGGGCCAGCCUGCAGGGAGCCCCUGCGUUCUUCGUCCCUGGCGACGGGUGUCCAGUCUGGAGUCUGAGGUCUGAUGGUGAAGCCAAAAGGACCUCAUAACAUGGACACUUGGGAGUUCCCGAGAACAAGACCACUGUGGAGAGGGUGUAGUGGUUAGAUUAAUGAAACGGGGGGAAAAUUAUGACUUGAAGUAAGUGUUAAUUUUCUAUGUGACUUUGUGUGGUAAUUAAUAGAAGUUUGGGUCUACAGAAGUUUAGGACCGAUUUGAUGUACGCUAAAGUAAGAUAAGAAAACUGCACUGUUAUCAAUUUAUCCUCAAGAAAGCUGUCGAAAGCUGGAGAUUGAGUUGGCAGGUUUUACUCGCUGCUUUCUUACGACAACGCUUGUGUAUUUUUCUGUGCUUUAAUGUGCACUAAGAUUUACGACAGUCCCACGGUGUUGGCGCAUGGUUAAACUAUAACCAGAGUUUUCAUGCUGUGUGUGUGUUGUGUAUAUUUUAUCGUGGGUGGUUGGGAUUCAGUCUUGGGUGUUGUGGAGUAGAUGAACUGUUUACAGCAGGGGGAGAAGUAGUGGAAGAAUAAGGGAUAGUCUCUUUAAAUAUACAGCCACCAAAAACAAAGCAGCCACUGUAGCAAGAUUGGUGAAGACAGCUGUCACGUACAGUGGGAUCCAAAAGGUCUGAGACCACUUCUGGACCCCACUGUACUUGUGAGGAGUUUAAUUCCAAACUAAAACAUUCAAUAUUAAAACAUUUUGACUCCAGACACAGAAGAGCAGCAGUUUUCUAGAAUGAAAUAAUUGUUUUGAGACGUCUGUUAAUGAAUUUCAGGUAACUUCAUGAAGUAUUUUUCAUGUUUUGGAGCUAAACCCUUCACGUCUUCAUUUAGCAACGAGUUAGAGGAAGCAGAGACUUUGUGAAAGCAGUCCAUAUGAACACAAUCUGCAAAAAUGAUGAAAGUAUCGGGACAGCAUUGACCAGCACUAGGUGUCUUAAACCUUGGACUCUUGUUGACCUCACUGGGUCUCAGCUCGAGGCUACAGCACAACAUCACACAGGGCCUCACAAUAAAUAGAUUCUGUAUUCUAAGUACUAUAUCGAUAUAGAGAAAAUGUGUUAUUUGAGGCUGGUUAGUGUCAUAUUCAUGUAUUCUACAUAUGAUAGAAGUUUAUAGUCACUCUUAAAAUUUUCUAAUUACACUUCUGGCACAUUCUGCGUUUUUUUUCUUUCUUUUUUGUAAAGCUGUUGCUGAUUUACUGAAAUAUUUGUUAUUACUGUAUUAACUCUAUCAGUUGGCCUAUAUUAAGAUUUUCAUCACUCUCUUUUCCAGUCUUUUAUAUUUCCCUCAUCACCCCUCUUUUAUUUCCCAUCCCCUCUAACUGUUUAAUGAUCAAAUUUAAAUGAGGUAAUUGAAAGCUAUUCUAGUAUCUAUAUUACCCGGCUCCCUCACCCUGUAAUUAAUCACUUAGACCAAUUAAAGAGCCUUUUUGGAUGAACAUG
Seriola aureovittata is the source of this 6915-nucleotide messenger RNA. RefSeq names its product glutamate receptor ionotropic, NMDA 2C-like. The transcript is spliced from 17 exons. Gene Ontology annotation, cellular component: postsynaptic density membrane; plasma membrane; postsynaptic membrane. Bases 1292 to 5491 code for a protein of 1399 amino acids. Gene Ontology annotation, biological process: monoatomic ion transport; long-term synaptic potentiation; excitatory postsynaptic potential. NCBI's taxonomy places the organism in Eukaryota, Metazoa, Chordata, Actinopteri, Carangiformes, Carangidae. The record is from RefSeq and is a predicted model, not a curated record. Gene Ontology annotation, molecular function: transmitter-gated monoatomic ion channel activity involved in regulation of postsynaptic membrane potential; NMDA glutamate receptor activity.